Acaulospora morrowiae is the source of this 1716-nucleotide messenger RNA. NCBI's taxonomy places the organism in Eukaryota, Fungi, Glomeromycota, Glomeromycetes, Diversisporales, Acaulosporaceae. The record is from the annotation of a GenBank genome assembly.
AUGAUAUUCUCAUUUUCCCGGUUGGAUCUAUAUCCUGGUCACAUCAAACUAAUUCUUUUAAUUGGAAUUUACUCGUUUCUUGGUCUCUCAAAUUUUUGUGUUGAUGCGUCAGAAUAUGAUUUUACUGCUGUAACAUUUGACAGAAGACCUUUAGAGAUCGACAGGACGGAUGUACCAAAACAAAUUAUAAUUGGAAGUUCUUUAGGAGGAUCUAGUCAUGUCAGGCCAAUGUUAGAAAUUGGCAAAAUAUUAACAGAACGUGGUUACAAUGUAAGUGGUCAGGUAACAUUGGUGGCACCCGGAAAUAUUUUACCAUCCAAAGAGUAUCCUUCGAUCAGUCAAAUAUCCACAGGUCCCACCAUCGACUACAUAGAGGAACCAAUCUAUCAACAAAUAUUUAACCUUCGGAAACUUUUCGUACAAAAUUACAUAUCACAUUUCAAUGUUUAUAAACACGUCAUAGAAACCUUGAAUCCGGACGUAUUCAUUUGCGACGUACUGAUGAACGAUGUUUGUUUGGAUGUCGCUUGGAUAAAUAAUAGACCAGUCGUUGGAUUUGGAGAGGGAUUAUUGGCAUCUACAUUUACCUCCUAUAGGUCAGAGGUUUUGUAUAAAUGUCAUGUAAAUAUGGAAAACGAAUCAUUCUUGAACAGGUUCAGAUGUGCCAUAAUUGAACCUGUGCGAUUCGCAUUUGGGAUGUGGUCAAUAAAUGAAGAUUUGAAUAACAUUCGGGCUCAGACUGGCGUGGAUACUGUCAUCAAUACUUAUGAGAUAAUCAAGAGUUCUUUGUUUUUGGCCAAUACUUUUUUCGGAUUUGAGGUGCCACAUCCAAUGUCUCCACUUGUUCAGGAAAUAGGGCCGGUGAUGCAAGAUGAAUACCCAAUUCUUACGCCAAAUCUCUUAUCCUUUGUUUCCACUCACAAAAAAAUUCUAUACGUCUCCUUUAGUGAGGAAUUGUAUACUUCCCUGGAAAAUAAUGUUAUUCUCUUACAGACAUGCGCGGAGGCCAUUCAACAAAAAAUUAUUGAUGGAGUGAUUUGGUCCUUCAUCAACCCAUCAUUUGAUGAGAUUCUCCUCAAAACCAUUACUCUUUCCGAUGGGACAUCACUUUCUACCACCGAAAUUUUAUCCAACCAACACCCAGACAUUCUGGUCUCCAGAUUCACCUCACAAUUUUCAGUACUGAACCACACAAAUGUUAAGGUAUUUUUGAGUUCUGGUGGAUACAUGAGUUCGUAUGAAGCCUUGUAUACUGGAACACCAAUGUUGGUUAUGCCAAUCGAAUUUAGAGAUUUAAAUAAUGCCGAGAAGUUGGAAAGAUUGGGUGUGGGAUUGACAAUUAAUAGAUUAAAUUUAGAUGCGAAAGAUAUCUUGAGUAAGAUUAAGUUAUUGCUCGCGGAUCAAAGUAUACAGAAUAAUCUGAAGAAGACAAAGGUGUUAACAAGAGUUAAUAGCAAAAGAAAAUAUAGAGCAGCAGAUUUGAUUGAAUUUGUAAUGCAUGCACUGACAUUAAAUCCUAAUGAUAGCUUGGAUGUUGAUGGGGGCGAGAUUGGAGGUGGGAGAAAUUACGAUGGGUUAUUAAAAGAGUGGACAGCUCCAGAGAUGAGGAUGGGUUUUUUUAGAGGAAAAUAUUUUGAUAUUUAUAUAAGUUUCUUGGGUGGGAUAACGAUUGUGACAUUUGUAAUUAUGAGAUUUUUUUUGAAAUGUUGCUGUUAA